CCUACCGGAAGCGACCGAACGCCUCGAGACAUCGGGACCGUUAUGCCGAUCGGCUUAACCUGACAGCUGCAGGGUGUUUUAAUGUGAGAGGGCGCAUUUGCUAGUCCGCUCCAGGAAAGUUGUUAUGAGAAUCUGCGGGUUUGGAACUUUGCAGGAUAAAGAAACUUUCUUCAGAAUGCUCAGUGGAGGAGAAUGAUUGCUGGAAUUCUACGGUCAAUUUUGUAACUGUUUCUGUUUUAGGAACAAGAACAGAAUUGUCAGAACCAUAUGGACAUCAGUCUGUGUAGAAUAUCCGAAAGACAUCAGUGUAAGGAUUUGUGGACGUUAUAGGACAUUUGAAGGAUUUGUAGAUUAUCUGAUGACACAAAUAAGUUUUACUUUUCUCUCCGUUGGUGUGGAUUUUCCGCCUUAUGCUUCAAUACUAACCUGGAAACGACCUGUUUUUGUAAAGGAGGACGUCUUCCAUUUCUUUCCGUUCCCAUCAAAUGCAAAUGCGGACUUGCACCUUCGACCGCUUAAAAGUCAGGGUAGGCUAGUCUAGUUUGGCUGCCGGUAGCCUACUUCGAUCCACUACAGCUGUCGCAGGAUGAGCAUGAAAGUUUUUACCUCUCCGUAUCGCUCCCGACCCUCUACAACAAGAUCAAGAGCAUGAUGGCAACUUCAAGUCUAUGUAAACACAAGAUCCUGCGUGCAUGAGGGAUCGGCACGUCCCGUGAAAAGCACCAUGUCAGCAGGAGAGCUGAUUGAGUUGCAGGACCUGAGGGCAGACGACCGCAUCGAGCUGACCCUGCCUUCCACCCCACGCACCGCACGCCUGGAGCGGGUCAACGCCGUGCGUCUGAGCCCCGGGAGGGUUCCGGAGCUCCUGAGCCGCGUGCGGAUCAUCAGGCUGCUGGGGGGCAUUGCCGCAGACCCCCAGCCCGGGGAGGGCACCCAGGUCGAGAUCAGGGUAGCCGAUCCGAAGUUAGUGGAGGAGGUGGGCGAGGGCCAUGACUUCCAGCCGUGCAGCCACACACAGCCCACCUGGUGCGACCUGUGCGGAGACUUCAUCUGGGGCCUGUACAAGCAAAGUCUUCGCUGUGUUAAUUGCAGAUUCACAUGCCACUACCGGUGCCGCGCACUCAUCAAAUUGGACUGCAGUUUGGAUGAGGGUUCCGUGGCUGACCAAGCAACUGUGACAGAGGAGGACACCAUAGAAUCAGACACAAAUGUGGAUGAGCAGACUGAAGGAUGGGUAAAGCAGGAGUUGUCUACUGCAGAAAUCCAAAAGAAGGUGAAGGAGUACAAUGCCCAGAUCAACAGCAACCUCUUCAUGACUUGGAACAAAGAUGGCUCGUACACAGGCUUCAUCAAGGUCCAUCUGAAGCUGGUGCGCCCAGUGUCUGUGCCCCCUCCCAGGAAGGGCUCGUCUGCUCAGGAUGCCCCUGGCCGUGGUAAGCCGGCCGCUGGGAGCGCCCUGAAGCGCCGCACCUCCUUCUACCUGCCCAAGGACACGGCCAAGCACCUGCACAUCAGUGCGCGCACCAGCUCCCGCGAGGUCAUCCAGGCCCUGCUCAAGAAGUUCACUGUGCUGGACAACCCGGCCAAGUUUGCCUUGUUUGAGCGCAGUGAGCGCCAUGACCAAGUGUACCUGCGUAAGCUGUCAGACGAUGAGUGUCCUCUUCGCCUGCGUUUGUGUGCUGGACCCAACGAAAAGGUGCUGAGCCUGGUGUUGAAGGAGAACGAGACUGGAGAGGUCAAUUGGGAUGCCUUCUCUUCUCCCGAGCUUUCAAAUUUCCUCCGUAUGCUGAAGCGUGAGGAAGAGGAGCAUGUGAAGCAGAUUAUACUGCGCUACACUCGAGCUCGCGAACGCCUCCAGGAAGCCCUGUCCAGCUCCACGCCAGGUUGAUGGGGCCCCUCCCUGCCCAUCCCAGCUCUGCCUGGGACCACCUGCACUGUUGACCUGCUGCCACUAGGUGGCUCUUGUGUCACCGCUGCAUCCAAAGACCCCGGCGACGACGUGGACAGGCCUUCACUCCCCCCCAACUCUCUGUCAGCAGAGAGGAUUGACAAAAACGAGGGAAUGUGUGUGUGAGUGAACAAUAGCGCGAGAGCAAAAUCAGUUGUGCCUUAGACCUAGUGAGAGUGAGUUGCGCCUGGAGGAGCGUGUGAAUGAACGAGUGACAAAGAACGGAUGGGAGAAGAAAACAGACGUCUCAGAAACCUGAGCCUGUAUGAACUGAGAGCGUACGGAGAGCGUGCAGUGAGCAUGUGAGAAAUCAGCAGCGUGAGGGACUGCUGUUCUGGUCUGAUUGGUGGUGGAGUCUAUCCACCCCAUCAGCUUUGCAUGUGUCAUUUCCUCAUAUGAGUUGUGUGCUCAUGAGAAAAUGGCUUGUUUGUCAGUGUAUAUGUUUGUUUGUCUGUUUUACAUGUUGAGUAUGUGUUACUUUCUGAAUGAUUGCGAUUUUGUAUUUAAAAAUGUUAAUAGCUGAGGCAAGUUCUUCUGUUAAGAUUUUCCUCAGUAGCCUACACAGAUUAUAUGACAGCCUUUUACACAGUUCAAAAUAGACACGCACAUUGGAAUAAAUUAACACAUAUCGAUAAAUACAUUCCAUAGAUACUUUUGUUGACAUAGGUAAAAUUGAGAAGUUGCUAAAAAAAAAACUACAUCAAACUUGAGAAUUUGCUUAAAAAAAAACUACAUCAAACUGUUCAAUAAAAAAAUAUUUA
Molecule: messenger RNA, 2709 nt
Organism: Sardina pilchardus (European sardine)
Lineage: Eukaryota; Metazoa; Chordata; Actinopteri; Clupeiformes; Clupeidae
Product: ras association domain-containing protein 1-like
Exons: 7
Coding region: 725-1888 (387 amino acids)
Biological process (GO): Ras protein signal transduction
Cellular component (GO): nucleus; microtubule cytoskeleton
Source: RefSeq, a predicted model, not a curated record